AUGGGUCUAGAGCUUGGUUUAGGCUUUCUGGAUAGAAUAACCGGUGCAAGAAAUGGAGCAUUUCAACAUUUGGAGGAUUUUACUGAUCGGCUAAAUCAUUUUUUCAGUUGUGCUAUAAUUCUAAUGUUAUCUGGUGUAACAAUGGCAAAUGUUUAUUUCCUUAGACCGAUAACCUGUACACUGCCUACAGCACCAGAUAAUAAAUUCAAUGAAUUCGCUGAAUCUGUCUGCUGGGUACGAGGUACUGUAGCUGUACGUGAGAAGGAUGAAACACCGACAAGUUAUGAAGAUUGGGAAAGAUUACGUCAGAAAGCUGAUAUAU
Trichobilharzia szidati is the source of this 322-nucleotide messenger RNA. The record is from the annotation of a GenBank genome assembly. NCBI's taxonomy places the organism in Eukaryota, Metazoa, Platyhelminthes, Trematoda, Strigeidida, Schistosomatidae.